Molecule: messenger RNA, 1657 nt
Organism: Manihot esculenta (cassava)
Lineage: Eukaryota; Viridiplantae; Streptophyta; Magnoliopsida; Malpighiales; Euphorbiaceae
Exons: 6
Coding region: 592-1350 (252 amino acids)
Source: RefSeq, a predicted model, not a curated record
CAGGUUACAAUGUCACGAUAAGACAUUUUAUCAAACACCGAUCGUGCCUCCAAAAUCCUUCCAAUAGCAGUAUACGUACCCAACAAACCCGUUUGGACAAACGGAUCUCACUCCUCGCUUAUACUAAAAGGAUAGCUUUAGGCCUAGCACUAUGAGAUAAAGCCCUCAAGAAUUAGUUGGAGAGAGGAGGGAGGAGAGGCGGUGAAGACGGAAAGGGUACUCGAUGCUGAAGAUAGAGGAAGAGGACAAGAGGAGUAGGAGAUAAAUGUGGAUGGUGACGGGGUUGAAGUGGACAGGUAAGGUGGAUAAGGUAUAACGGCUUAAUGCUGACAUGCUCUAUUUUGUGCCGACUGUGAAGGUUGAAGGUCGAGAGGUGUUUUGGGUUUGAGACAAAAAAUGGAGAGAAAGUGGCUCAAUUCGUUUGGGCCGCCAGCAGUUGUAUGUGGCAUCAGGGUUCCAAGUUCCAACUUUCAACUUUGGGCCCAUAGCUUUCAACUUUAACAUCCAAAAACUAGAAAUUCGUUUUUGACGCUGCCGGUGCUAUUUUCUGCAAAGUUAGGGAUUUGAGAUCAAAGCAAGGGUUUGGAGUAAAUGGGUGAAGCUUUGGUCGAGCUGGAACAAGUCCUCAGGUCCCAACAGGCGAAACUGACGCCUGAAGAGGCAAAUGUACUUUUAACAUGCAAAUCUAAGGCUGUUAGGGAAUUUACGACAGGUGUUAUUGUUGGUGGCAGCGUUGCAUGGACAGCAACAUGGCAGCUAAGUAAGUUUGCUCGAGUCUACCUUUCUGGAGGAGCUGCUGCUUUUCUUGGAUUAUGGAGAUUUAACAGGGCCCUAAAUUCAUGCCUUGAUGAUAUUCUUGAUCUGGAUGGAAGUAGGAUACAGAGAGAGUUAGCAAAUAUUUUCAUGAACAAACAUCAGGAUGAUCCCUGGACAAUGAAACGUAUGCAUAGAUGUUUCUAUUCAGAGAAAGUGUUUGAUGAUUCAAACUCUGAUAAGCCGAUAUUAAGGUGGCGUUAUCGGAAUUUCUUUGGGGAUCAUGUUGCUCAUGAUCAAAGGAUGAAUGACAGUGAUUUGCAGAGUGACUCACACGCUGUCUCCCAUGAUGAUUCUGACAGUAAAAAGGUUCAUGUGGAGUCAAAGCAAGUUCCUAUGAACCCUAGUGCUGAUGUGAUGGAAGACCCUUUAGAUAUUAUUUUUGGUUCCAUGGCACCAGUGGAGGAGAUCCAUCACCCAAGUGCUUCAAGCACACCAGCCAGAGCACUCACUCGUAGCCAUAGAAGAUCUCACCGUAGGCAUCGGAUUCAUCAUCAGAAGUCAAUAGACUUGAAACCAGCACGACAACAAGCAUGAACUUGAUGGAUAUCUGGGAAUAGAAACAAGAAAGGAGAAUUGCUGCAAAUCAAGAAGGCAGAAUCAUUAUCAAUUGUCAGCAUGGCUUGAUAAAUUCUGUAGCCAGUUUGUUGCUCUCUAUGAACACCUUUAGUGAGCUGGAGCCUAGAAUCCAUGUACGUUAUACAAUGCAAGUUGCCAUCAUAAUUUGUUGCAUUUGUUAUAUUGCGGGAAAAAAAAUGGCAGGUGGCUUAAAACAGCUUGGUGAUGGAAGGUGUUGUCUUGGUGUUGCUGAUAUUUAAUAAAGAAGCCUCAGAUUCAGUUUCUA